Molecule: messenger RNA, 771 nt
Organism: Cornus florida
Lineage: Eukaryota; Viridiplantae; Streptophyta; Magnoliopsida; Cornales; Cornaceae
Exons: 3
Coding region: 1-771 (256 amino acids)
Source: RefSeq, a predicted model, not a curated record
AUGGAUUCAUUUUGUUUGCCUACUUUAAUUGAUGAUGAUGAAGAAAAUGAAGAGGAGGAAAUGGGGAAUUUCAUUGGUGCAAUUGAUGGUACACACAUCCAUGCAAAUGUCCCAGCAUCUUCACAAAUUCCUUAUCGUGGAAGGAAAUCAGACACAACACAAAAUGUAAUGGCUAUUUGUUCUUUCGACAUGAAGUUUACAUAUGUGGUGGCAGGUUGGGAAGGCUCCGCGAAUGACUCAAGAGUAUUAUUGGAAACUAUUUUUGAUCCUACAAUGAAUUUUUCGUUGCCACCCGAAGGUAAGUAUUAUCUUGUGGAUUCUGGGUACACCAAUAUGAGGUAUUUCUUAGCACCUUAUCGUGGCGAAAGAUAUCAUUUACACGAAUAUAGGGGGAGACGAAUAAGGGGUCCUCAUGAACUAUUCAACUAUAGGCAUUCGUCACUGAGAAAUGUGAUCAAACGUUGUUUUGGUGUAUUAAAAAUGCGUUGGCCGAUCCUUAAGUUGAUGCCUCCUUACAAACUGAGUGUACAAGCACUCAUCGUUAUUGCUUGUUGCACAUUACAUAAUUUUAUUCGUGACGAAGCCCAUUUAGAUCAUCUUUUUGAUGAAUAUGGGGAUGAGAAUGUCAAUCUUCAAGAAGAAGAAGAAGAAGAAGUGGAGCUAGGUGGUACUUAUCAGAGAGUAAAUGUUAUACAGGAGCUAAUUCAAGAGAUGAGUAAAACCCGUGAUGCAGUUACAAAUGAGUUGUGGAACAACUAUCGUGAUAGAUGA